This is a messenger RNA of Rhagoletis zephyria (snowberry fruit fly), 4767 nucleotides long. Its product is annotated as fibroblast growth factor receptor homolog 1-like. Gene Ontology annotation, biological process: protein phosphorylation; positive regulation of cell population proliferation; multicellular organism development. NCBI's taxonomy places the organism in Eukaryota, Metazoa, Arthropoda, Insecta, Diptera, Tephritidae. Gene Ontology annotation, molecular function: fibroblast growth factor receptor activity; ATP binding. Gene Ontology annotation, cellular component: plasma membrane; signaling receptor complex. The record is from RefSeq and is a predicted model, not a curated record.
GUCCAUAUGGAAGAGCCAUGCGGUGUGGAAGCACAGAUGAGAUCGGAGGACGGAUCCGCGCUGCAGGCGCAGGCGUAUAGCGGGCGUGAGCGCUACUACUGAUCUGUACACUCUUGAGCAUAAAUGGAGGGCGUUUGCUACAGGAACAAAGCAGUUUAUGUAGCCGCCGGGAUAGCAUGCCGGAUUGAACGUCCAUGCUCGCAUCAGCCCACAGUUUGGAUAAUACGCUGCUCUAAUUAGGAACAUAUAGACGUGAAAGCGAAUGCUCGGACGCGAACAAUUCAAUGGUGAAGCCAAAGCAUUGUAGGCAAAUUUGUGGAACUGUGCCGGCAUCAGAAGAGGGUGAGAGUGCCAACCCGAACGAGAACAUUUUCAAAUCAAGCACUAAUUGAGGGAAAUGUGAAAAAUUCAAAAUACGAAUGGAAGACCGCGAGCAUUAAAUAUUGGCGUGAAUAAAUAGUUAGUUACACAUUUGUCGAGAGCCCUUUGAAAAGCCAACAAUUCUGUCAUCAAACAAUUUGACAACUGCAAUACCGCAGAUAAGCGUCAAAAAUAAAAGAAGUAAAUCCAUCAACAGCAACAACAGCGAGACUCCACCGCAAGCCAGAAAAUACACCAAAGUAGCAACAAUAUUUCGUCGGUUGUAUGGUUGCAUCAUUUAGAUAUUUCCGCUUCAAAGGUGAUUGUCACAUGAAAUCGCUCAGUCGAUCAUCGCAGCGGCGCAAAGUAAUCAAACAUCAAACGUCGAACACCAAAUGAUAAACGGGAAAAACACAUGUUGCUUCCAAUCCAAAAAAGUGCGUGCAAAUGCAAAGCCAGCAACAACAAUUGUAGUAACUAGAAGUAGAACAGCACCCAACAACAAGUACAGCUUCUCUAAGUGGUAAAGAAGCAGUAAUAAAUUAAAAGAAGAAAUAGAAAGUCUCAAAUUAAAAGAAACUAAAGUGGAUUUCCGGUGAAUCAAGAAGUCAUCCGAAGAACUAACAACGCGCGCUCAAGAGGCUAGAGCAGCCGAAUGACGAAACCAUAUUCACAACACAUGUGUCAACGUGCACCCCUUGCGAGGCAUUUACAAAAAUAAACAGGCGGGUGCAACUAAAAAUGGAUUCAACACGCGACACACCUACAAACAUUGCAAAAACAACGAGUACAGUGCACAACGAGACUACAGCAACAGACAGCCACAACCACUCGGGCUGCCGCUGGAGGCAAAGUACGGGUGCCACAGUCAUAGACUCCGACAAGAGCCAUAAACCACAGCAUCGUCACAUAAAUUACAAAAAUAGACGCCAUCGUCGCAGCGAAGUUGCCACAGCAACCAGCAGACGAACAAAUGCGUUCAGUAGCCGCGCAGGAAUAGUCAUACGCGCAGCUACACCCGCAAUGGCUGCAUUUACGGAACUCUUUAAGCUAUUCACUUUCAGUAUUCUUUUGUUUUGUAUUUUGAAUCGGCUCGAUCCGGUGUUUGCCCGGAAGCCCACUUCACAGGAGCUAAACGAUUACGACGAUAGUAUAUUCGAGGUGCAGAAGCGUAGCGAACAGGAUGUUAAUGCAGAGACAGCAGCUGAAAACGGCGACAUCGACGGCAUUGGCGGCGAAGAUGGAGGCGGUCAGGCGAGGAAUGGUAGCAAGUCAAUCCCGGAUUUCGCACCACGCUUCAAGUCGUCAAAGCCUCCUCCGAAUAUAUACUCAAAACCUUCGGGCAGUUAUAUACAGUUAACAUGCCCGGCUGUUGGUAAACCAGAGCCAAACAUCACGUGGACGCGCAACGACACAAAGAUCAACCGUCAUAUGGGACGCGUUAAGAAGUCAAAAUGGGCUAUCAACAUGGAGGAUCUGGUGCCUGAGGACUCUGGCGUAUACAAGUGCAGGGUGUGUAAUUACCUGGGUUGCAUUGAACAUGCAACAAAGCUGAUCAUCAGUGAUCGCGUCAACCACAAACCAAUCAUACUAAAAGCUCCAGCUAAUCUAACAUUGCCCUUAAAUGCAAGCGGCCAAAUGGAAUGUGUCUUUCUGUCAGACCUUUACAGCAAGAAAACGUGGACUUUCACGCCAUGCAACAAGACUGCAUGCUCGAAGAAUUACACCUUUUUGAAACACGCUGAAGACAUAGACAUUUUGAAUUUUACGAAUGUCACACCUAUUAAUGAAGGCUGGUACACCUGCAUCGAAAUGAAUGGCCUGGGCCAAUCCUACAGCAAAGCCUACAUGCAUGUGCAAGACCCGAGUGUACGCGCUGUAACGAAAUUUAUGCACGGAUAUGAGAUUUGGGGUGUCGUGGCCGUCAUGGUGCUACUGGGGUUGGUCUGCAUCACAUUCUUCGUAUAUGUGUUGCGCAAAGUUAAACACGAAAAGCUACUCAAACAACGCAUUGAAACAGUGCAUCAGUGGACAAAGAAAGUGAUAAUUUAUAAACCGCCAAGUGGCGAUUCCAGCGGCUCGAUGGACACCAUGAUAAUGCCGGUGGUGAAAAUCGAAAAACAACGCACAACCGUGUUGCAGAGCUCCAACUCGGAGCCGGCACCAUUCAAUGAGUAUGAGUUCCCGCUGGAUUCGAACUGGGAAAUACCGCGCUCGCAGCUGAUACUAGGCGCUACACUGGGCGAAGGCGCUUUUGGCCGCGUCGUCAUGGCCGAAGUGAAUAACUCUAUUGUCGCCGUUAAAAUGGUGAAAGAAGGACACACCGAUGAUGAUAUUGCAAGUUUAGUGCGCGAAAUGGAAGUUAUGAAAAUCAUCGGUAAGCAUAUCAAUAUUAUCAAUUUGCUUGGCUGUUGCAGUCAAAACGGCCCACUUUACGUGAUUGUUGAGUUCGCACCACAUGGUAACCUAAAGGAUUUCCUCAACAAAAAUAGGCCGCUAACUGCAGGCACACUGAAAGAUUAUGGCGAUCAACAGCAUCAGUUGCCGCUACCAAAGCACAUUCUAACCGAGAAGCAUCUCAUUUCGUUCGCCUUCCAGAUCGCGCGCGGCAUGGAGUACUUGGCAUCUCGGCGUUGCAUACAUCGCGACUUGGCCGCGCGCAAUGUAUUGGUUAGCGAUGACUAUGUCAUGAAGAUUGCUGACUUCGGUUUGGCACGCGACAUACAGGACACCGACUACUAUCGAAAGAAUACCAAUGGUCGUUUGCCCAUCAAAUGGAUGGCGCCAGAAUCGCUGCAGGACAAAUUCUAUGAUUCGCAAAGUGAUGUCUGGUCUUAUGGCAUACUGCUCUGGGAGAUUAUGACUUUUGGUGCACAACCAUAUCCCACCAUCAUGUCCGCCGAAGAGCUUUACAGCUAUCUGAUGUCAGGGCAGCGUAUGGAAAAACCGCCUAAGUGCUCACUGAACAUUUAUAUGCUAAUGCGUCAGUGUUGGCAUUUCGAUGCCAGCGCGCGACCCACUUUUGCUGAGAUCGUCGAGAACUUAGACAAAUUGCUCUUGGCAAAUGAAGAUUAUCUGGACGUGGCCGUGGCGAAUCUGGAAACGCCCCCCUCAUCUAGCGACGAAGAAUCGGAUGUUGAAUCUCUGCGCUAUCACUACAAAUGAACUAUACGUGGUAGUGCGGAGACUGUGUAUCCAAAGGUUGUAUGUAAAUAGAAGCACAAUGGCGUUUACGAAAUCCGUGCGCUGUCACACACACACGCGCACUCUUUAGAAUUAGCUAACGAAAGUAUUUAAACACUCGACAUUAUGCGAGCUCAAACUACUUGUAAGUGUAACAGUUAAGGCUUAUGUAACUACAUACAUAUGUAUAUUCUAGUUAUUACGUAACAAUAGAUAUCAAAUAGUAUAAAAUCUCUAAGGGCGCUGUUAAGCAGACGGUCAUAUGAUCCCCGGUCACGGAACUUUUUCUCUAAUUUUUUCCAUUUUUACUCUCUUUGCCCAACAUGAUGUUCUGCAGAGGGUCAAACGACCAGCGUACUUCUUUAGCUCGGUUGCAUUUCUUUGGUAUAUUAUUUUACUAUAUUUUAAAUAUCGCACACUAAAUCAAAAACCGUCACAACUCAAAAAAUCCUAAAUGUUCAGCAGAGGCAAAAAACUGUUGAUGCUGCGCAAUCGACGCAAGCAAAACUAAGAAGUUUUAGUAGUAUUUUUCCAGUUAAAGAAGAUAGUGAUGAAGAAAAAAUUUUCGCGGACGUUUUAUGGAAAAAAAAUAAAUUUUGACAAAUUUUGUGUUGUACCAGUUUUUUAUUUAGGGUGCGAUAUGUGUUAUGAUAUGACGUAAAAAAAUAAGAAAUGGCAUAUGUAUGUAUGUGUACAAAAACAUGUCAAAAGCAAACAAAACAAGAGUUGCUAUCAUUAGGUUUAUUCUACAUAUGUACAUAUGUAUAUACUACUUUGUACACAUCUGCAGCAAAGAUGUAGCAUUCUGGUACUAAAAGGAGAAAUGGUAUGAAAAAUACUCCAUUUCGCUACUAAGAGGAACAAAUAGUAAAUUGUAUUCAUAAGCCAACCCUUUUUUGAUCGGUUAUUCGGUCUCAGCGGGCUGGUCAAAUUUGAACCGAUUGGUCAUGCGUUCAGUUCUCUCGCUCGCUCUUAAUUUUAUCGUUGUGCAGUGAGAGCAACAACAAUUGGUGACCAGGGAUCAUAUAAUCGCCUGCGUAACAUCGCCUUAAGUGAGAAUAUUGAAGAAACCAAAGGUAAAAUACCAAAAAUUAGUUAAGAAACAGGCUACAAUGGCCAAUUGUGCAAUCCGCAGCUCAAAAUAAUUUACAAAUAUCUUUGUACUUGUAUGUCUUAAACCUAAUACCAUUGUAUCCUCCGGCAAUUAAAUUUGUAUUUCAUGUA